UUGCUACCAUUAAAAUCAGACCCUUUUUGUCUCUCGAUUGCUGUCUCCCGACCAAACUCCGAUGUGUUCCGUUAUCAGCGACCUAAAGGCUGCCAUUCCAGCACCUGUCUUGCUAGGAAUCGGUGGAUAGUAUACGAUCAGAAAGCAGACAAGGACAUAGGAGGAGAGAGAGCUCUAGAGAGACAGCCAGGGAUAGGCACAGAGAGCUGUGAAGUAAUUGGAUUCAAUGGACGAAAUGCUGCUGUUGACAAGAAUUCUCUUGGUGGGCUUCAUCUGCGCUCUUUUAGUCUCCUCUGGGCUGACUUGUGGACCAGGCAGGGGCAUUGGAAAAAGGAGGCACCCCAAAAAGCUGACCCCGUUAGCCUAUAAGCAGUUUAUUCCCAAUGUGGCAGAGAAGACCCUAGGGGCCAGUGGAAGAUAUGAAGGGAAGAUCACAAGAAACUCCGAGAGAUUUAAAGAACUAACCCCAAAUUACAACCCUGACAUUAUUUUUAAGGAUGAAGAGAACACGGGAGCUGACAGACUGAUGACUCAGCGCUGCAAGGACAAGCUGAACGCCCUGGCGAUUUCGGUGAUGAACCAGUGGCCCGGGGUGAAGCUGCGGGUGACCGAGGGCUGGGACGAGGACGGCCACCACUCCGAGGAAUCGCUGCACUACGAGGGUCGCGCCGUGGACAUCACCACGUCGGAUCGGGACCGCAGCAAGUACGGGAUGCUGGCCCGCCUCGCUGUCGAGGCUGGCUUCGACUGGGUCUACUACGAGUCCAAGGCGCACAUCCACUGCUCCGUCAAAGCAGAAAACUCAGUGGCAGCCAAAUCAGGAGGCUGCUUCCCCGGUUCGGCCACAGUGCACCUGGAGCACGGUGGCACCAAGCUGGUGAAGGACCUGAGCCCUGGAGACCGCGUGCUGGCUGCUGACGCAGAUGGCCGGCUGCUCUACAGCGACUUCCUCACCUUCCUCGACCGGGAGGACGGCUCCCGAAAGCUCUUCUACGUCAUUGAGACGCGGCAGCCCCAAGCCCGGCUGCUGCUGACUGCAGCCCACCUGCUCUUCGUGGCCCCCCAGCACAACCAGUCGGAGGCCGCAGGGCUCACCGGCGGCCAGGCGCUCUUCGCCAGCAACGUGAAGCCUGGCCAACGCGUCUACGUGCUGGGCGAGGGCGGGCAGCAGCUGCAGCCGGCGUCCGUCCACAGCAUCUCGUUGCGGGAGGAGGCAUCGGGAGCCUAUGCCCCGCUCACCGCCCAAGGCACCAUCCUCAUCAACCGGGUGCUGGCCUCCUGCUACGCCGUCAUUGAGGAGCACAGUUGGGCCCAUUGGGCCUUCGCACCAUUCCGCUUGGCUCAGGGGCUGCUGGCCGCCCUCUGCCCAGAUGGGGCCAUCCCUACGGCCGCCACCACCACCACCGGCAUCCAUUGGUACUCACGGCUCCUCUACCGCAUCGGCAGCUGGGUGCUGGAUGGUGACGCGCUGCACCCGCUGGGCAUGGUGGCAUCGGCCAGCUGAGAGCGGCUGGAGAGGGACAGAAAUGGAGUGUGGAAGAGAGAGAGAGAGAGAAAAAU
Messenger RNA from Lagopus leucura (white-tailed ptarmigan), 1560 nucleotides. It is a transcript of the gene SHH, whose product is annotated as sonic hedgehog signaling molecule. Gene Ontology annotation, molecular function: patched binding; calcium ion binding. Bases 227 to 1504 code for a protein of 425 amino acids. The record is from RefSeq and is a predicted model, not a curated record. Gene Ontology annotation, biological process: intein-mediated protein splicing; cell fate specification; multicellular organism development. NCBI's taxonomy places the organism in Eukaryota, Metazoa, Chordata, Aves, Galliformes, Phasianidae. The transcript has 3 exons.